Callithrix jacchus (white-tufted-ear marmoset) is the source of this 2058-nucleotide messenger RNA. Lineage: Eukaryota; Metazoa; Chordata; Mammalia; Primates; Cebidae. The record is from RefSeq and is a predicted model, not a curated record.
AUGACAGUGAUUGCCCUGCAGAUGACUAAGAGAAAAGUGACCUUUCUUUCCAAGAGAUCUGGCAAACGUGACUCAGACCCAGCGGUCAAGCUUACCACAGCUGUAAUGUGGUCAGAAGAACACUCUCCCCUUCUCUCCUGGCCUCGGCAGGUUCUCCAGAAGCUGGGGAAGGCAGAUGUGACCAAGGAUGAGCAGUUUGAGCAGUGCGUCCAGAACUUCAACAAGCAGCUGACUGAACGCACCCAGCUGCAGAAGGAUCUCCGGACCUACCUGGCUUCCGUCAAAGCCAUGCAUGAGGCCUCCAAGAAGCUGAACGAGUGUCUGCAGGAGGUGUAUGAGACCGACUGGCCUGGCAGGGAUGAGGCCAACAAGAUCGCAGAGAACAAUGAGGUGCUGUGGAUGGAUUACCACCAGAAGCUGGUGGACCAGGCGCUGCUCACCAUGGACACGUACCUGGGCCAGUUCCUUGACAUCAAGUCAUGCAUCGCCAAGCGGGGGCGCAAGCUGGUGGACUACUACAGUGCCCGGCACCACUACGAGUCUCUGCAAACUGCCAAAAAGAAGGAGGAAGCCAAAAUCGCCAAGGCCGAGGAGGAGCUCAUCAAAGCCCAGAAUGUGUUUGAGGAGAUGAAUGUGGAUCUGCAGGAGGAGCUGCCGUCCCUGUGGAACAGCCUCGUAGGUUUCUAUGUCAACACAUUCCAGAGCAUUGCAGGCCUGGAGGAGAACUUCCAUAAGGAGAUGAGCAAGCUCAACCAGAACCUCAACGACGUGCUGGUCAGCCUGGAGAAACAGCGCGGGAGCAAUACCUUCAUGGUCAAGGCCCAGCCCAGAAAGAAAAGUAAACUGUUUUCACGGCUGUGCAGAAAGAAGAACAGUGACAACGCGCCUGCAAAAGGGAACAAGAGCCCUUCGCCUCCAGAUGGCUCCCCUGCCGCCACCCCUGAGAUAAGAGUUAACCAGGAACCAGAACCAGCCAGCGGGGCCAUGCCUGGGGCAGCCCUCCCCAAGUCCCUGUCUCAGCUCCGGAAGGGCCCACCAGUCCCUCCGCCUCCCAAACACACCCCGUCUAAGGAAGUCAAGCAGGAGCAAAUCCUCAGCCUGUUUGAGGACACGUUUGUCCCUGAGAUCAGCGUGACCACCCCCUCCCAGCCAGCAGAGGUCUCGGAGGUGGCAGGUGGGACCCAACCUGCGGCUGGAGCCCAGGAGCCUGGGGAGACGGCGGCAAGUGAAGCAGCCUCGAGCUCUCUUCCUGCUGUCGUGGUGGAGACCUUUUUAGCAACUGUGAAUGGCACCGUGGAGGGUGGCAGUGGGGCUUGGUGCCUGGACCUACCCCCAGGUUUCAUGUUCAAGGUGCAGGCCCAGCACGACUACACCGCCACCGACACAGAUGAGCUGCAGCUCAAGGCUGGCGACGUGGUGCUGGUGAUCCCCUUCCAGAACCCUGAGGAGCAGGAUGAAGGCUGGCUCAUGGGCAUGAAGGAGAGCGACUGGAACCAGCACAAGGAACUGGAGAAGUGCUGGGGUGUCUUCCCCGAGAACUUCACCGAGAGGGUCCAGUGAUGGCGGGGCCUGUGCAGCCUCCCGGCGUGUGAAGAGCACCUCCUCCUGAAAAAUGUGUGGUUCUUUUUUUUGUUCUGUUUUGUUUUCGUUUUUAAUCUUUUGAAGAGCAAAGGGAAAUCAAGAGGAGACUCCAGGCAGAGGGUGUUCUCCCAAAGAUUAGGUCGUUUUCCAAAGAGCCGUGUCCCGGUGAGUCCGGCCGAAUUCACCAGUGUUCCUGAAGCUGCUGUGUCCCCUAGUUGAGUUCCUGGUGCCCCUGCCUGUGCCCGCAUGUGUCUGGCUGCAGAGCAGGGCUGGGGGCUAUGCCAGCCACCAUGCUUGCCUGAAGCUUUGGCCGCACCACCGGGCAAAGGUUCUCUUUUCCUGGCAGCUGCUGUGGGUGGGGCCCAGCACCAGCCUAGCCUGGCCCUGCCCCGCAGGUGGUCUGUGUGCUGUUUGAAAAUAAAUCUUAGUGUUCAAAACAAAAUGAAACAAAAAAUCUGAUAAAAACACUCAGAAAAC